This is a messenger RNA of Parastagonospora nodorum SN15, 1098 nucleotides long. RefSeq lists its product as hypothetical. The coding region runs from base 1 to 1098 and encodes 365 amino acids. Gene Ontology annotation, biological process: intracellular protein localization. The transcript is spliced from 3 exons. Gene Ontology annotation, cellular component: plasma membrane. The record is from RefSeq and is a predicted model, not a curated record. NCBI's taxonomy places the organism in Eukaryota, Fungi, Ascomycota, Dothideomycetes, Pleosporales, Phaeosphaeriaceae.
AUGUCGCACGAUCACGACCACGCUCCCGAGCUCUCUCGCAAUCGGUUCCCAACACUCUUCGAGGUGCUGAGCCGCAAAACAGUCGCACCGCUCGAUCUCUUUUCCUUCUACAUCUACAUGCGCGACUCUCAACGAUCUGUAGACUACCUCGACUUCUGGCUGGAUGUAUCACAGCACUUGCAGUUGUGUCGACUGUACGUCCGCCGGCUACAUCGCUCCAUGAUUGAAGAGACACCGGACCCGGAGAAGGCGUCGAAGCGAUCAUCAUACAUCCUCGACAAUGCCGGAGAAGGACCCUCGAACAAUGAAAAGACAACCGGUGACAACUUGUCCGACCAGCGUCUCUCUGCGUUCCUUAGAUCGGACCGCGGAAGUCGCAACCACUCACCGCAAAACAGCCAGGGUAGCAACCUGAGCGGUGACCUGCCACGACCAAGUCUCCAGAUGCUUGCGACGCCCGGUGACUCCAGCUCGCCCGGCCAAAACUCGUCUGUCGACAAUACCCAGCCGCGAAGGGAGGACCUGCGCGCCUCGGCCGAGAAAAUCCUGUACACCUACCUGCUUCCAGGCUCCGAACGGGAGAUCAUCAUUCCUCAAAGCAUCCUGGCGGAGAUUCAGGACGCCAUCGAAGGCCCGGAGCAGCGAGCCGAUCCUGAGCUGUUCGACCCCGCCAAGGACUAUGUCUUCCAGGCGAUGGAGCGAGAUGCCUACCCAGGAUUCUUGCAAGCCAAGGGUCUCGGUAACCUGGUCACGCAGAGUAUGAUGCUGCGCCUUAUUAUCGGGCUGAUUAGCUUCUUCGCGGCCGUCUGGGCUGCCUUCAUCCUCAUCUUCCUGGACAAGUCUCGUUCGACACGAUGCUGGCUCAUCCUGCCAUUCACGAUUGCCAUUUAUCUCAUCUUCACGCACCAGUACAUGCUUGAUCCCAUCAUUGCUCUCGCGGGAUAUAGCGAGUACACUUUCUUCGACUUCAACAGGAUCCGCGAACCGUUUGUCCGAAAGACGCUCAACAGGCGGUCACUUACGGUGCUGGUCAUGUUCUUGCUCCUUACAACAGCCAUUUGCUGUCUCUUCAUCUUCGUCCCAGGAAAAAGACUGUGA